This is a messenger RNA of Hyaloscypha bicolor E, 306 nucleotides long. RefSeq lists its product as uncharacterized. The annotation marks the transcript as partial. The transcript has a single exon. NCBI's taxonomy places the organism in Eukaryota, Fungi, Ascomycota, Leotiomycetes, Helotiales, Hyaloscyphaceae. The record is from RefSeq and is a predicted model, not a curated record.
CCCUUAUUACCCGUACUCUCACCCGCAACUCCCUCCCAAGCCUUACUCUCACCCGCAAAGCUCUUUCCCUCUCGUGGCCCCCCCAAGCCUCACUUCUACUUGCACCAUUACUUACAGGGCUCUCCCUUCCCUCCCAAGCCUCACUUCUACCUGCAAAGCUCCCCAUUUCCUCUUGCGGGCCCUCCCAAGCCUUACUCCCACCCGCAAAGCCCUCUCCCUCCCGCGGACCCUCCUAAGCCUCACUUUUACUCGCAAAGCCCUCCAUUUUCUCUCGCGGGCCUUGCCAAGCCUUACUUUUAUUUAUAG